UGUGUGACACAGCUCCAACUUUGUAGUGUCCAGCAAGGCAACGCUAUGGACAGUGUGCACGAUAAGAAAACUGCAACUUUAAUUUAACAAUAUUUAAUACAUUUACAUGCGUAACAAUCUCCAACACAAGCGAGAAGAUGCGCGCUAUGGAACCUUCAUUUUAACUAAGGAGACAGUGAAUUACUUUUUAAGCUGUUGAUCCCGAGAAGGAAACGCAAAGGAGUACAUUUUUCUAACGCAAAUGAGUACCUUUUUCUACAGCUAUUUACAAAGACCUGAGACCAAGAAGUCAUGAGAAUACGGAGACCAUGCGCACGGUUUUGUGAACUUGUACAAGCAGUUUAGGCUCGAGACAGAAAAGCGAAAACCGUUUUAUAUGUAAGAGAUCAUUUUUCUGGUAUAUAUGAAACUCGAGUUUUUGAAAAGGAACAUUUUUUUACAUUUAGGAUUUUAUUCAAUGUUUUUAUUUUAACUAUGGUGGAAUCGGCUCAUUGGGCAGGUACGGCGCGUUGUGCGCUGGUGAUCUUGUGUGCGCUUUUCCCGUUGUGUCCAGGCCAGUACCACGGUGAGAAGGGCAUCUCUAUACCCGAACACGGCUUCUGCCAGCCCAUCUCCAUACCCCUCUGUACGGACAUCGCCUAUAACCAGACCAUCAUGCCGAAUCUCCUCGGUCACACGAACCAGGAAGACGCCGGGCUUGAGGUGCACCAGUUCUACCCGCUCGUCAAGGUCCAGUGUUCCAUGGACCUGAAGUUCUUCCUGUGUUCUAUGUACGCGCCGGUCUGUACGGUCCUCGAGCAGGCGAUCCCGCCGUGCAGGUCCUUGUGUGAGCGGGCGAGACAAGGCUGCGAGGCCCUGAUGAAUAAGUUCGGUUUCCAGUGGCCGGAGAGGCUCCGCUGUGAGAACUUCCCCAUCCACGGAGCGGGAGAGAUCUGUGUGGGUCAAAACACCUCGGACACUGGUAGCCCCACCUCGUACCCAACACCCUACCUUCCUGAGCUCAUGACUCUACCCCCCAAUAUGGGUCGACCGAGUCAGCAACAGGAGUUCUCCUGCCCGCUACAACUGCAGGUGCCCAACUAUCUGAACUACUAUUUUAUGGGGGUUAAGGACUGCGGCGCGCCUUGCGAGCCCACCAAGCCCAACGGGUUGAUGUAUUUUCGGGAGGAGGAGGUGAAGUUUGGCCGGCUCUGGGUCGGGAUCUGGUCCAUUCUGUGCUGUGUGAGCACCCUGUUCACAGUGCUGACCUAUCUAGUGGACAUGAGACGGUUCUGCUACCCGGAGAGGCCUAUCAUCUUCCUCUCCGGCUGUUACUUCAUGGUGGCCACUGCCUACGCCGCCGGGUUCAUCUUAGAGGAUAAAGUGGUGUGUAUUGAUAAAUUCAAGGAUACUGGUUAUAAGACUGUAGCUCAGGGAACUAAGAAGGAGGGCUGUACAAUUCUCUUUAUGAUUGUGUAUUUCUUCGGCAUGGCCAGCUCUAUAUGGUGGGUGAUUCUGUCCUUCACAUGGUUCCUCUCUGCCGGUAUGAAGUGGGGGCAUGAAGCCAUUGAGGCCAACUCUCCUUAUUUCCACCUCGCUGCCUGGGCUGUACCCGCUGUUAAAACGAUUACCAUCCUGGCCAUGGGACAGGUGGAUGGAGAUCUACUCACAGGGGUGUGUUAUGUGGGCAUCAACAGUGUGGAUUCCUUGCGUGGUUUUGUUCUGGCACCUCUUUUUGUCUACUUGUUUAUAGGGACGUCGUUCCUUCUCGCAGGAUUUGUCUCUCUGUUCCGGAUCAGAACUAUCAUGAAACACGACGGAACCAAGACGGAGAAGCUGGAGAAGCUUAUGGUUCGGAUCGGAGUGUUCAGUGUCCUCUACACCGUUCCUGCCACGAUCAUCAUAGCCUGCUACUUCUACGAGCAGGCGUUCCGUGAACAGUGGGAGAAAACGUGGCAUACACAGAUCUGUAAAAGGUUUGCUGUGCCUUGUCCACCAAACAAUUUUGCGCUCAUGACCCCAGACUUUACUGUCUUCAUGAUCAAGUAUUUGAUGACUUUGAUUGUCGGCAUCACCUCCGGGUUUUGGAUAUGGUCAGGCAAAACACUGCAGUCAUGGCGCAGGUUCUAUAAGAGACUGCGUACCAGCAACGAGGGAGAAACGACAGUAUGAACAUCAAUGACAGACCGAGUACCAGCAACCAGGGAGAAACGACAGUAUGAACAUCAAUGACAGACCGAGUACCAGCAACCAGGGAGAAACGACAGUAUGAACAUCAAUGACAGACCGAGUACCAGCAACCAGGGAGAAACGACAGUAUGAACAUCAAUGACAGACCGAGUACCAGCAACCAGG
This is a messenger RNA of Oncorhynchus tshawytscha (Chinook salmon), 2334 nucleotides long. RefSeq names its product frizzled class receptor 7a (gene fzd7a). The record is from RefSeq and is a predicted model, not a curated record. Gene Ontology annotation, cellular component: plasma membrane. Gene Ontology annotation, biological process: canonical Wnt signaling pathway; non-canonical Wnt signaling pathway. Gene Ontology annotation, molecular function: Wnt-protein binding; Wnt receptor activity. Bases 475 to 2151 code for a protein of 558 amino acids. Lineage: Eukaryota; Metazoa; Chordata; Actinopteri; Salmoniformes; Salmonidae. The transcript has a single exon.